This is a messenger RNA of Candoia aspera, 3620 nucleotides long. RefSeq names its product phospholipase A2 group VI (gene PLA2G6). NCBI's taxonomy places the organism in Eukaryota, Metazoa, Chordata, Lepidosauria, Squamata, Candoiidae. Gene Ontology annotation, molecular function: protein binding. The transcript has 17 exons. The coding region runs from base 103 to 2508 and encodes 801 amino acids. Gene Ontology annotation, biological process: positive regulation of ceramide biosynthetic process; cardiolipin acyl-chain remodeling. The record is from RefSeq and is a predicted model, not a curated record. Gene Ontology annotation, cellular component: mitochondrion.
CGUGAGGCAAUUGGGACUUUGUUGGCGGAAAUAGUAGCUGGGUGAAUAAUAGCUAAGUAGAAGAACAUUGAAAGAAGAUUAUUUGGGACAUAUUUUAGAGGCAUGCAGUUCUUUGGACGACUUGUCCAUACUCUGAACAAUGUCACCCACUUGUUCUCAAACCCUUACCGGGUAAAGGAGGUAUCUCUAGCAGAGUAUACAUCUCAAAACCAGGUUAAACAAGAAGAUAGGUUAGUCCUGUAUGAAAACAGUUCAGCUCGAUCGUGGGACUGUCUGCUCAUUAACCCUCAGAAUCAAACUUCUGCCUUCCGGCUUUUUCAAGUUAACAGUGAAGCAAAUGCAACGGAAUAUUUUGAUCUGUACACGAAGCAGCUGCGUCCCUUCUAUGAGAGCUGUCACAAUCCUUUGCCUCUGGAAACUUUGCAGCACCUCACAGACUGUUUUCGAAGUCACCGCAAUUGGUCACUAGCACACAUAGCUGUAGAGACUGGACUUCUGGGAAGCUUCCGACACAAUCUCAUUCUGAGCUGCAUAAAUAGCAACAGUUCUGACAAUGAAUGCACCCCACUUCACUUAGCCUGCCAAAAAGGUGACCUUGAAUGUCUGAAGGAGCUGAUGGAGGAAUGCCAAGCCCGUCUUGAUCUUACAGACAAAAAUGGAGAAACUGUCUUCCACUAUGCUGUUCGAGGGAGCAACCCAAAGAUUAUAGAGCUCCUGGGCAAGAAAUCAACUGCUGCUUUGGACCAUCUGAAUGAUGAGGGGCAGAGCCCAUUGCACCUGGCCUGCCAGCUGGGCAAAGAAGAUGCAGUCUUCUCUCUUCUUAAGGUUCAUGCGAAGUACAAUACCUUGGGAGCACUGGGCUAUCCCAUCCACACUGCUAUGAAGCAUUCUCAGAAAAGAUGUGCAGAAAUCCUUCUUGAUAAAGAAAUCAGCCAGAUUCAGUUUCUGGACCCACGAUAUGGUGCUACACCCCUCCAUUGGGCCAGAAAUGCAGAGAUGACCCGGUUGCUUAUUGAGUUUGGCUGUGAAGUGAACACCCUCAGCGCAACAGGCGAAUCAGCCCUUCAUAUUGCUGUGCGGCGUGGGCGUUUUGAUUGCACAAUGGUUUUGUUGACACACGGAGCUAUGCCCAACACUAAGGGGAAGGAUGGCAACACACCACUUCACCUGGCCAUGCAGCAAGACCACAUAGAAAUGAUCAAGGCUCUUAUUGUGUUUGGAGCAGAUGUGGAUAUCCCCAAUGAUUUAGGGGAGACACCUGGGUUGGUGGCAGCCAGGACAAGCAAAGGUGCCAACCGGAAGGUUCUUUUAGAUCUGCUGAAAAUUAUAGGGAUUGAACGCUGCCAUCCACCUGGCAUAUCUACCUCAUCAUCAUCCACUUCCACCUUCCCAGAAAGAUCACCAGACCCACGGAAUUCUGGCCUAGAAUUCCAAGACAUCAUCCAUGUUUCAGCAGCCCUUGGAAAUUUGCUGAAGAAACCAGAUGUGGUGGAUUCUGCCCCUGAGAAGAGCAGAAACCAGAACCGCCUCCUGAGUCUGGACGGUGGGGGUGUCCGGGGCAUUGCGCUCAUCCAGUUUCUCAUUGCUAUAGAGAAAGCUGCAGGACGUCCCAUCAGAGAGCUCUUUGACUGGGUGGCGGGGACUAGUACAGGGGGAAUUCUGGCCCUGUCUAUUGUGCAUGAGAAGCCCAUGGACUACAUGCGCUGUGUGUAUUUUCGCAUGAAAGAUGAGGUCUUUCGAGGGUCGCGGCCCUAUGAAUCUGAGCCUCUUGAGAAUUUCCUGAAGAAGGAGUUUGGAGAGCAUACCAAAAUGACAGAUAUCAAGAGUCCCAAGGUCAUGUUGACAGCAACACUGUGUGACCGACAACCUGCUGAGCUCCACUUGUUCAGGAAUUACAGUCCUCCAGAAGGAAGAAAUAAAUCCCGUUUCAGGACGAUAGGCUUAUUUCAGCCAAUGACCAAGCCAGAAGACCAAUUGGUUUGGCAGGCUGCCCGUUCCAGUGGAGCUGCUCCAACGUAUUUUCGGCCCAUAGGACGGUUUCUAGAUGGAGGGCUGCUGGCCAACAACCCCACUUUGGAUGCUAUAACUGAGAUCAAUGAAUACAAUAAAUCUUUAAUCCAGAAAGAUCAAGGUGACAAGGUGAAGAAGUUGGGAGUUGUUGUCUCUCUCGGAACUGGCAGAGCACCAAAACUCCCUGUGAGCUCUGUGGAUGUCUUUCGUCCCUCUAACCCUUGGGAAUUGGCCAAGACUGUCUAUGGGGCUAAAGAACUAGGCAGACUGGUGGUGGACUGUUGCACAGAUGCAGAUGGACCAUGUGUUGACCGUGCAGCAGCCUGGUGUGAGAUGAUAGAUGCCCACUAUUUCAGAUUCAACCCACCUUUGGAGACAGACAUAAUGCUGGAUGAGGUGAGCAAUACAGUCCUGGUAAACAUGCUCUGGGAAACUCAGAUCUACAUUUAUCAACACUGGGAUAAAUUUGAGCAGUUGGUAGAGCUCCUAAUUCAAUAAAGUUUUUGUAAAGAUUUUUGGUACAAAUAAUGCCUGCCUUGAGCUGCAGCUUGGAUUAUCCACAAGAAGUAGCAGGUUCUGUUGGCCGGCGACUUGCCCCUUGUCCAUGUACCAGAAAAUCAAGUGGAAGAAUUUGAGGAUUGCUCCCAUCAAAACAUCCUUCAGCUGUUCUAUAUCCUGUGUCCCACCCCCACCCCAAUGUGCUGGUGCACCAGUAACCUUAAAAGAUUUAGUAAAUUUCAGUUUGCUUGUUGAACAGAGUUGGACUGUUUCUGCUCCUGCCUGGAAUCUAAGACUAGUUGAAUGCUGUGGUUUAAUUACUGUACCUUUGUAUCUAAGGGUAUACAUGAGGACUUGAGUAUUUUAAAUUGCUUUUUUCUCCCUGUUUACAAGUCAUGUCCUGAAUUUCUGCUAUGUGGAAGCUGGAGAUUUUUUUUUCCAUUUGAGAAAACCUACUAUUUAUUUCAACAUUAUUGGUAGUAGGCAAGCUCCUUUGCUCAUUCUAGACCAAAGCUCUUCCUAAAUACUUGUUUCCUUACUUCAGACUCCCUGACUUUUCCCACCCCUGAAGGAGUCAUUUUGCUAUGAGUGGCACAAAGGAGUCCUGGAAGAAUGGAGGACAGGUGUGUUUCCUCAUAGGAGGCAGGGUCUCACAGCCUUUGACAGUUAGUCUUCCCAAACAAAGACAUUUCUGAAUAAGGAUGAAAAAUGUCAGUAUAGGAUUAAACUAAGUUUGUAAGACCUUUGAUUGACAAAGUCAAUCAUCAGGCACAUGUUUUCAUGGUCAGUUUUUCUGUUUCCUUACACUCUCCCUUGUUGCAUUAAUUUUUCUUCCCACGAACACUAUUUUUAUUGUUUUGUUUUGUUUAGGCAACAAAUUUAAGGUGUUGCUGUUUAACAAAAAUGUACUGUUUUUCCAAGUUUUAACUGACUUAAUAGGAUGUACUGGAAUUGUUGAAAAAUAUCCCAAUAAAGUGAAACUAACAGGAAAUACCCCAUUUCCCCAUUGUUUUCAUAAGCUAUUUCAAAUUCAGAUGAAAAUUAUGUUGAUGUUAAAAACUCCACAUUUUUUUUCAAAACUGAGUAUUAAAUAAAAGCACUAUUUUCUGAAA